UUAACACCUCAUGUCCCUUCAUCUUCACCAUCUUCAUGUUUUUAACGCAGACACGCGCCGACACGCGUUCCACUAAAAAGCAAGAAAAACAACACACUUUCCUUCCCUUAUAGAAAAACCGCCUUCUCUCAUAAUUCCCUGCCUGUCGUUUUUACUAUAUCUUCGAACCAAACCCAAACCCAAACUAAACCAAACCCAUUUCUCUCUCUUUAAUUCUCUCAAAUGGGCUGCUUUAGCAUCGCUCACCACCCAAAUCUCCAGCGACUCAUGUCAUCGUUAUCUCCCCUUUUGCAUUUCUCUUGUUUUUUUCUUUGAAUCUGAACAAAACCCAGCUCAAAAAGCAGUUCGUUGCCUGUUCAUCAUGGAGGGAGAGACGUCGUGGAUCAAUGAUUGCUAUGAUGAUGUGGCGAGAGAUGUUGAGGAUUUUGAUUCGUUCUCAGAGCUUAGUGAUGAAUGCAAUAAAGAAAAUAAUGCAAUUUCUCUGGACUUAAUUUUACCUGAUGAUUUGUUGGAACGGAUUCUGGCGUAUCUUCCCAUCGCUAGCAUCUUCAGAGCAGGUUCUGUGUGUAAAAGAUGGCGUGAGAUCGUUAGUUCGAGGAGGUUUUUAUGGAACUUCUCGCGUGUUCUGUCACAAAAGCCGUGGUACUUUAUGUUUACAAGCUCGGAUGAACCUGUUGGCUAUGCCUAUGAUCCAAUUCUUCGGAAAUGGUAUGGCAUCGAUCUCCCCUGGAUCGAAACAUCCAAUUUGUCUAUUGCUUCAUCUUGUGGUUUGGUUUGCUUCAUGGACAACGACAGGAGAAGCAAGUUAUAUGUCUGCAACCCUAUCACCAAAUUCUGCAAGAAGCUCGAGGAGCCGUUGGGUUUAAAAAUUGCUGAUUACAGUGCACUUGCAAUUUCAGUUGACAGAAUUGCACACGGGUAUACAAUAUCGAUUGUGAAGUCUAAAGAAGUCCCGGGAAACUUUUUUCAGUGGGAUCUCACUAUUUAUACUUACGAUUCUGAUACGCGGAUGUGGCUGACUUCCUGGAGUGAGGUUAUGACAGGGUGGAGAAGCGGCCACGAGAGUGUGAUCUGCGGUGGGGUUUUGUAUGUUUUAAUCUACUCAACCGGAGGCGGUAUGCCAGAGAAUCGUCACGGUUUAAUCACGUACAAUCUCUCCAGUCGAUCUUCUCACGGUCUGUUAAUAAUGAGUUUCAUCCCAGUACCGUGUCCGCUUACUUGUGGCCGUUUGAUGAAUUUGAAGGAUAAGCUGGUAAUGGUGGGCGGAAUUGGUAAACCUGAUCGUCCUGACAUAAUUAAGGGUAUCGGUAUAUGGAUCCUGAACGGUAGAGAAUGGCAAGAGAUGGGCCGUAUGCCGCACAAGUAUUUCCAAGGAUUUGGGGAGUUGGACGACGUAUUCGGUAGCAGCGGCACGGAUGAGCUUAUAUACAUCCAGAGUUAUGGAGCUCCAGCUCUUCUUGUUUUUGACAUGAAUCUGAAACAAUGGAAGUGGUCACAGAAAUGCCCGGUGACAAAGAGGUUCCCACUUCAGCUCUUUACUGGUUUUUGCUUCGAACCCAGGCUUGAGAUUGAGCCAUAAAUGUUACUAAUUUAUAUGAAAGUGGCUGUGUUGGCAACUUUCUGUGAGAUGCCUAUAUUUUAAAUUUUGUUUGUUUUAGCUCUGAUUUUUAAUCAUUACGAAAUUUGUUCUGGAAAAGUUCAUAGAAAAUGUAACAGCAGAUAGAGCUGCUCAUUCAUGAAGAUGAGAAUAUUAUUUUUUGCAUCCACUACAAAUUUUUCAUGAUGACAAAAAAAUUGUGAUGAUCUGUCCUCUGUUAAA
Molecule: messenger RNA, 1819 nt
Organism: Mercurialis annua (annual mercury)
Lineage: Eukaryota; Viridiplantae; Streptophyta; Magnoliopsida; Malpighiales; Euphorbiaceae
Product: F-box/kelch-repeat protein At3g61590
Exons: 2
Coding region: 362-1579 (405 amino acids)
Molecular function (GO): protein binding
Source: RefSeq, a predicted model, not a curated record